Messenger RNA from Psammomys obesus (fat sand rat), 1026 nucleotides. RefSeq names its product potassium channel subfamily K member 16-like. Gene Ontology annotation, molecular function: potassium ion leak channel activity. The record is from RefSeq and is a predicted model, not a curated record. Gene Ontology annotation, biological process: stabilization of membrane potential; potassium ion transmembrane transport. Lineage: Eukaryota; Metazoa; Chordata; Mammalia; Rodentia; Muridae. Gene Ontology annotation, cellular component: membrane. The transcript is spliced from 6 exons.
AUGGCAGGCCUGUUUGCGCACCUCACUGUUCAAACAGACUCCCCUGCCGCAGACACCUGUGCAGUGGAGGACAGGGCGGGCAGUAGCAGGGGUUCUCACCUCUUCUUGAUUCUCCUCACAGCCACCCUGGCAGCUGCUGCAGAGUCCGGACCACAUCAUGCCCGAGCUGGGCUCUGCAGCUGCUGGGGUGGCCAGGUAUUGCCCCUCCUUCCGGUCUACAUCUGCUACCUGCUGCUUGGGGCCACUAUCUUCCAGCUGCUGGAGAAGCAGGCAGAAGCUCAAUCCAGGGACCAGGUCCAGCUGGAAAAGCUGCGCUUCUUAGAGAACUACACCUGCCUGGACCAGCAGGCCCUGGAGCAGUUUGUGCAGGUCAUCCUGGAAGCCUGGGUGAAAGGCGCGAACCCCAAAGGCAACUCUACCAACCCCAGCAACUGGGACUUUGGGAGCAAUUUUUUCUUUGCAGGCACAGUGGUCACCACUAUAGGCUAUGGAAACCUGGCACCCAGCACAGAGGCAGGGUGUAUAGUCUAUGCCCUGAUGGGCAUUCCACUCAACAUGGUUUUCCUUAACCAUCUGGACACAGGGCUGCGUGCCCACCUGGCCACAUUGGACAGGUGGGAGGACCAUUCCAGGCAAUCCCAGUUCCUGCAGGUCCCGGGCCUGGCUCUGUUUCUCACUCUGGGGACCCUGGUCAUUCUCAUCUUCCCGCCCAUGUUCUUCAGCCAUGUGGAGGGCUGGAGCUUCUGAGAGGGCUUCUACUUUGCCUUCAUCACCCUCAGCACCAUUGGCUUUGGGGACUAUGUUGUCGGCACAGACCCCAGCAAGCAUUACAUCGCUGUAUACCGGAGCCUGGCAGCUGUAUGGAUCCUCCUAGGGCUGGCGUGGCUGGCGGUGAGCCUCAGCCUGGGAUCCCUGCUCCUGUGCAGGUGCUCCCAGCUCUGGCUGCUCAUCAGAGGCCUGGAGCCCAAAGAUGGAGCAGCCCCUGACUCUGACCCCAGACCACAGAAAAUCACCAUCUCUGCAUGA